Molecule: messenger RNA, 2577 nt
Organism: Pocillopora damicornis (cauliflower coral)
Lineage: Eukaryota; Metazoa; Cnidaria; Anthozoa; Scleractinia; Pocilloporidae
Product: exostosin-2
Cellular component (GO): membrane
Molecular function (GO): glycosyltransferase activity
Source: RefSeq, a predicted model, not a curated record
GUGUGACAUCUUUUUUUUCGGUUAUCGCAGCUAAAGCGUGAAAAGGGGAAGUGAUGUUGGUUUCUUAAAGACUUGACUGGAAUAGGUAAUUCGUGAAGUACACGAAGAGAAAAGUUGAUUACAUAUAUAACAGUUUAUCAUGGAGUCCUUGGAAACACGAGGGCAACCGCCACGUAGGCAUGAUCCGGUGUUUUGAAAAUUUAGAUGCUCAAAGGCCAUUGAAUUUACUUUGGUUCCUGUGAACUACUCUACCCCUUAAUUUCAACAUGAGAGUGCAUACAAGAAGCGUUCUUCUGGUCGGCAUUCUCUGUUCCGUACUGUUUAUCUUCUCUUUGGAACUGUGGCCGCCUCUUUUCAGUGACGACGAAACUGAAGUGAAUUCUAAUUCCCCUUUGGUCGACAGUGAUGUUUCCGAAAUUCGUUUGAAGAUUGGAUCGCCGGUUCCCGAUGAACGAGAUUCAAAGUGUUUAAUGCACAACUGUUUUGACAUUUUUCGAUGUAAAGUCAACGAAAACAAACUGAUAUCCGUCUACGUAUAUCCAGACACUCGGUUCUUGGACGAGGAAGGAAAAACAAUAAACAAACCAAUGUCGCAAGAAUUCUAUGAACUGCUGACAACUAUUGCGGAGAGUAAAUACUAUACUCCCGAUAUCGGAAAGGCUUGCAUUAUAGUUCCUUCAAUUGAUACUUUAAAUCAGAAAGGCCUCGAUCUUAGAUGGACGGCCAGAAGUCUUGCAGAGUUACCCAGUUGGAGUGAUGGUGGAAAAAAUCAUUUGUUAUUUAACAUGCUGCCUGGUGGUGCACCUGAGUACAAUUCAACGCUAGAUGUUGCUACUGAUAAAGCUAUCUUGGCUGGAGGGGGUUUUGCAACUUGGAGUUACAGGACAGGAUAUGAUGUUAGCAUUCCUGUGUUUAAUCCGCUCACAAAUAAAAAGGUUGUCCUGCCACAGAAAAGGGCAAGUGAUUGGUUGUUUUUGUCAUCCCAAGCAAAUAUGAACCAUCUCUUCAGAAGACAGCUGGAAGAGAUUGAAAGGGAUAAUUCAGGCUUCUUGAUCCUAAAACGCUGCCCUGAUGAUCCUAACAAUGUGUACAAGAGAUGCAAAGGCUCAGAGACUUAUCAGUAUCCAGAAAUUUUGCAACAUGCUACCUUCUGUCUGGUUAUUCGAGGGGUCAGAUUGGGUCAAACAACUCUGCUGGAUGCUUUGAUGAUGGGCUGCAUUCCAGUGGUCAUAAGUGAUGACUACAUUUUACCUUUCUCUAGUGUGUUAGAUUGGAAAAGGGGAGCAGUUCAUGUGGUGGAGAAAGAGAUCAAUCGCAUCCCUGCCAUUUUAAGAGAGAUAUCAUCAAGUCAAAUUAAAGACAUGAGAAGACAGGGUAAAUGGUUUUGGGAGAGGUAUUUUAGCUCCAUGGGCAAGAUUGCUCUUACAACUAUGAAAAUUCUGAAUGACAGAGUGUUCCGCUACACGGCUUGGCAGUAUGAGGACUGGAAUGUCCCUUUUGAGACUUCCUCAGGGAAGGAAACGGCAACCUUUCUUCUUCCACUGUUUUUCCCGCUACGCCCGUACACAAAUCAAGGAUUUACCGCAGUGGUGCUGUGUUAUGACAGAGUAGAUACCAUGUUUAAAGUUAUCACAAGAAUCGCUGACACCCCCAGUUUGACAAAGAUUGUAGUUGUUUGGAACAAUGUCAAAAAGGCUCCUCCCUCUGCUGCCAAGUGGCCUCAAUUAUCAAAACCAGUAAAAGUCGUCAAGACGAAAGAAAACAAACUUAGCAACAGGUUUUUCCCAUACAAAGAGGUUGAAACAGAAGCGAUUCUUGCCAUCGAUGACGACAUUCUAAUGCUGACGCCGGAUGAACUGGAAUUUGGUUUUCAAACUUGGAGAGAGUUUCCUGACCGUCUUGUGGGAUUCCCUGGUCGUGUUCACACCACUCAAAACGGCACAAAUCGGUUCAAGUAUGAAUCAGAAUGGACAAACACUGUAUCCAUGGUACUCACUGGCUGUGCUUUUCAUCAUAAGUACUUUAGCCAUCUAUUCACCUACAUGAUGCCUGUCUAUAUACGAGACUGGGUUGACCAACACAUGAAUUGUGAAGACAUUGCCAUGAACUUCAUGGUCUCCAACUACACUGGCAAGGCACCGAUUAAGGUAACCCGUAGAAAGCGUUUCCGCUGUCCGGAAUGUGUGACUGAAUCAUUGUGGGCCGAUCCGAGCCAUUUCGUGGAGCGAUCAGAAUGUUUGAACGAGUUUGUCCGAGCUUAUGGUCAAAUGCCGCUUCAGACGGUCGAGUUCAGAGCUGACCCGCUGCUGUUUGGCGAGAAACUUCCCACUAAAUUAAAACUAUUUAACGAUGUUGGAAGCAUUUAGGAGGAUUGAAGUUAAAAAAUAUGAAUGUAUUUUGGUAAUCAAGAGUAAGCAGGUAAUGCAUAUUCUUUUGUCGAUCCAGGGACUAUGGUAAAUUAUUGUAAGAUAAAGUCUAAACUUUAAUAGAACAUGGAAAGAGAGAGAAGAUAGGAGAGAAGUUAGUAUAAAAAUGGAAGGAAAAGGCGGGCUAGUCCGUGUGCACUUCCUUGUAAUC